UCGCGAAUACCUACUCGUGAGCGCAGCAUCGUUGCAAUAAUGGAUUACCUUACGGCUGAUAUAGUGUUCGUGUUCAUACUGCCGCAGCUUCUCUUCUGGGCCAUUGCUCUCACUUGCUACAUUUACCGACGCUACAGACCAGUGGACGUGAUAAAGAGCAAAAAGAUCGCCAAAACAAUGACGAGUCCGCCGCUCGGAGAACCUCCCUUCGCCUCCACCGCGAAAGUGGCGACUCCGAAGUUCACGCCCUUCGGAACCGCCAAGCCCGAAAAGUACAGGAGGGUGAGUUCCUUCUCUCCGUUCGGCGACGUCACCCCGAGGGCCUACGGAGGAGAGCCUUCGCCCAAAGCUGACGACUUGUGCUCCGCCCUGGAGGAAAUCCUAGCCAUGAGCACCACCCUGUACUCUUCGCCCACCUGCAACACGCCCAAGUGCCUCUCGUUCACGGCGAGGGAUGACCUCGACAUCGAAAUGUCUCGGAAGAAGAAUAAGAGGCUGAAACUAACGCUGGACGACCUCCUCCCCGUCGAGUACCCGUCCACGCUGGAGCUUUCGCCGCACCUGUCUCCGCUGUCGUCGCCCCCGCUGUCCGCCUCGCAGGCGCUGGAGCAGAGGUGGAAGAGCGUCGGCCGCGGCGUCUUCGCCAAGUUCGGGAGCCUCGAUUCCGUUGUGUGAAGAAGCUCCUUUCGGUUAUGUUCCGUACUCAACCGAUUUUUAGUGUCCCUUGCGAUAUUUCCUCGGAGAUUGCUUUGAACGAUUUGAGUUACGUGUUUUUCUUUUUUGACCAAAGUAUUACAUCUCACCAGUGCUAAUAAUUGUUCGUAAUUGCGAAUGGAACUACACUUUUGAUAAACAUUAAUCCUCAGAUAUACUAACAUUUUAUACUCCUAUGUAAACAUUUACAUAAGCGACCUCCAUACAGAUAUAGAAAUGUUUUAUUUGAACAAGAGCGCGUAAACGGCAGCAAGUUGCAAGGAUCCUCCGGCAACGCACGACCAUCGAGAUGCCAACGCCCGCAGCCGUCAGUCUGUUCGGCACCACUCCAAGUACGCAGCCAGCAAUCCUUCUUCGACGGAAAGAGGACUGUGGCCCCGACACUUUGUUCCAAGACUUCUUACUCUUAUCGUAUUUGUAUACAAGUUCCUGAUACAAAGAUUAUUUGAGAUUGUGCCUGGAUCCCACUAAAACUAAUGAUGUCGACGGGUCCCAGUCUGCUGGUGGAUGUUGCGUGGGUCAAUAAGAGCCAACUUGAAUGGCGUAUCUAUUCUAUACAUUUGGUAUAUUCUUUAUCGAAUAUUGCUUGUUAUUGUGUGUGUUCUUUACUUUGAAAUGUUCAGUCUUCAUUUUUACAAGUUUAUGUAUAUGCGACAUAUGAGCAUUAUCAAACAGUAGGCCAUUUUACCAUCACCCCUGUACCCAAGUCCAGCAUCAGGAAAUGCUGUUAAAUCUCACAGCCACGUUUCUCUCCCCUAAUCUCGGGAGACAAGGUGCCUGGCCUUCCUCGCUGUGACUGCGGUGAGUGAGCUCCUGUUGUUGCAGUGUAAAAGCUUCCAUGAGAGCCCUCCCCCCCCCCCCCCCCCACUCACCCAGUUCCAAAGCUACUCAGCUGAUAGUCAUUCAGUUGUUAGUAUUGGUAAGCGUUCAUUUCUUAUUGUGCUCAUUUCUACUUUGUGAUGGAUUACACGUGUUUACUACUUUGUCAGCUAAAUUAUUCGUAGCUAGAGCGCUUGAAAAAUGCUUAGACAGGUUGCGUAGAAUAAAUGCGAAAUGUGUGUUGCCUUUUUUUUUCAAGUCUGUUUCUUGUAAAGAUUGGUAUAUGCAUUAAUGUUAGGAUAACCGACUGUAUGUUACGGCAAAUGUUAUUUUCUUUGUUACUGUUAUCAUUGCUAUUACUGUUGUACUUAUUUUAUUUAUUCGUGUUUUAACUUACCACUAAAAGUAAGCUAGUCAGACUGUAUCUUACGAGGUAUUACUCAAUAAACCUAUAAAGUAU
Messenger RNA from Penaeus chinensis, 1993 nucleotides. RefSeq lists its product as uncharacterized. Bases 40 to 675 code for a protein of 211 amino acids. Lineage: Eukaryota; Metazoa; Arthropoda; Malacostraca; Decapoda; Penaeidae. The transcript is spliced from 3 exons. The record is from RefSeq and is a predicted model, not a curated record.